CUCCCCUCGUAUCCCCACCGCUGCACCGUCCCACUAACCCUCAAUACUCCCACCACUCUCUUCCCACUCUCUUCCCAUCUUCCCCCGGAAACCACCACCCUCCCACCUUUAUAUACCUAAAUCGCCCUUCCCGCAUUUGUUCCCGCAUUUGUUCCCGCAUUUGUUCCCGCAUUUGUUCCCCCAUUUCUUCCCCUCCCCCCAUUUUUCCCCUUCCCUCUACUCCCCCUCGCCUUCCCCCACCUUGAUUCGCGAGGCCCGUUCUCCCAGGCCCAAGAUCGCGCGCGCCGUGCGAAUCCGCGCCAGGGCCUCCGGAAAACAGCGCCAGGCCCUAGGGCCGCGCCGCGCUUCUCCCGCGCCAGGCCCCGGCUACAUACUUCCUCUGCCCAUCCUCACAAACACACCCCACCAUGUCCAAUCUUCUCAAGCAGCGCUACUUGGACCUCUUGUCGUCGGGCGUGUUUUCCUCGCUCGGCCCCGCCACGUUGCACGCCCUCCACGCCGAGGUGGGCCAGUACCUCCGGGCCGCGGGCGACCUGCUCGACACCGGCGAUCGCUAUGCCCUUUACGAGCUCCAGUUCCACCUCCUGCUCCUCACCAACCACGACGUGGAGGCCAAGUCGUACUUGGACCAGUUCAACGACCAGUUUGCCGCGCACAAGUCGCAGAAGAUCCGGGUCUUGCGGCUGAUGUACGCCGAGGCCACCGGCGACAUCCAGACGGCCAUCAGCACGCUAGGCUCGGACCCGGACGAGCUCCGGGCGGCAAGGCGCUUGGCGACAUUGUCGCGCCGGGCCGCCGGCGGCGCCUACAGCGCCCCGGAGUACAUCCAGAGCUUGACGCGGUACUUGGACUUGCAGCCUGCGGACGAGGUGGUGUGGGCCGAGUUGGGCGACGUGUACAGCUCCGUGGGCCACUACGACAAGGCGGCGUUCUGCUUCAAGGAGGUGCUCUUGCACCGCCCGCUCGCGCACAACAUGUUCUACAAAGCGGGGCUCAACUUGUACCUCCGCCACCUCUACUUGUGUGGGUUGAGGCUGGACAGGAAGGACGCCAUGGCCGAGAACGUGGCGGUGCUCGAGCACGCCAGAGACUGUUUUCUCCGCAGCGUGGAGAUCAACGGCUCGUACACGAAAGGCUGGCUUGGCGUGUACCUCGUGGCGCAGAGCUCGUUGUGGGAGAGCGCAGCCGGCAAGGCGCUUUACGCGGCCAGGAAGUCCGAGCAGGUGUUGGCGGACAUGCCGAGGCUUGCCCGCUUGGGCCGGCAGCAGCUCAUGCGGAUCGAGGGCUUGGCGGACGCGGCGGCGUUCGAGGCUUUUCUUGCGGCUGUGGCCCCGAAUUAGACCGUGCCGGCAGGUGCCGGCAGAGCAGAUGCCUAGAAUGGGCCUGCUUCCUGCGGCCUGUCAGCGGGGGGCUUUUUUCACCGAGGAGGUUCUGUGUGGCGCAGUCAGAAAAACGCCAGCCGCAUGGAACACCCGCUAUCGCCGAGGCCGAGUUUAGACGCACCAUGCUGGGGCAAGCCUGUCGAGGCCGGGCGAUUCUUCUGCAGCUGCCUCCACGUGGCCUGGCCUGACUGACGCCUGCCAGCAGGAAAGGCCGUUGUCGCCAUUGACCAGCAUAUAUGGACGGUCGCCCCAGCUGCGUGAGCGGGGAAGUGGUGGGCCCUCAGAGUAACCUGUGAGCAAUGUCAUAGGAGAGAUUUGGGAGCAAUGUCA
Metschnikowia bicuspidata var. bicuspidata NRRL YB-4993 is the source of this 1712-nucleotide messenger RNA. RefSeq lists its product as uncharacterized. The transcript has a single exon. Lineage: Eukaryota; Fungi; Ascomycota; Pichiomycetes; Serinales; Metschnikowiaceae. Gene Ontology annotation, molecular function: protein binding. The coding region runs from base 408 to 1340 and encodes 310 amino acids. Gene Ontology annotation, biological process: protein folding in endoplasmic reticulum. Gene Ontology annotation, cellular component: EMC complex. The record is from RefSeq and is a predicted model, not a curated record.